Anopheles coustani is the source of this 4140-nucleotide messenger RNA. RefSeq names its product centrosomal protein of 131 kDa (gene dila). Lineage: Eukaryota; Metazoa; Arthropoda; Insecta; Diptera; Culicidae. Gene Ontology annotation, biological process: intraciliary transport involved in cilium assembly; regulation of centrosome duplication; cilium assembly. Bases 1 to 4140 code for a protein of 1379 amino acids. The transcript is spliced from 6 exons. Gene Ontology annotation, cellular component: centriolar satellite. The record is from RefSeq and is a predicted model, not a curated record.
AUGGAAUUAAGUCUGAAUGGUUCACAGAUUAGCCUAGCAACGCGCGAGAAAACCAACACAAAUCACCAGCGGGAGCGCCCGGGGUCGGCACUGCAGCAACACAACCGCCCGUGCUCGGCCGCCGGAGCACACAUCAGGCGGCCUCUGUCUGCGGACAGCACCCAAUAUCACUACCGGAAGCGGCCCACCUCAAGCGGUAGUGGGGGCGAACUUCCACGACAGCCACCGUCGCCGUUCCAUCAGCUUCAGUUUUCGAAGCGUAGCACAUCGUCCUCGAGUUUGCUUCUUAAGAGCCUUCUUGCCGAGCCUAUCCCAAGGUAUUGGGAGUCCAGGGGCGUGGCACGGUCUACGCAAGUUCCCUCAGCACUCGGUUCAUCCAACAGCGUGGAUCGCGUUGGGCAACAGCGAAGACAACAACCACAGCAAGCAACGGCCAGCACGCGGCAGUCGGUGGCCAAAACCAAGUGCCGAAAACGAUCUUCGAACUCCGGUGGCAGCAAGACGAGACAACAGAAAAAGUCCGAACGCAGGAGACCGGUUAGAGAUAGUACGGAAGAGGAAGAACACGAUCAGGACGAGGAGGACACCACCACGGACGACAUGGAGGACACGCAAGAAUCGAACAAUGAGGCAGAACUGGAAGGAAUAUGGAGAGCUAAGCCUUCCACAAAUCGAGAUGAAAAAAAGCGAUCGCCCCCACUUCCGAUGGUUGCACUGCCGCUUAACCGGAAACCGAGCGGAAUGGUAUCCGGCGGUGGUUUGAAGAAGAACAACAAUUCACCAGAGAAACAGAUACGCAAGGUGGAUCUGCCGGGACGGGUUUCCUUCAGCUCGAACGAUCCGUACGAGAUCGAUUAUAGCGAUUUCGAGGAGAACGAGUUUGGUCUCACGAAAGAUGAUCCAUCCAAGCAACCACGCAAAACUAAACCGCCCGCCGGUGUGACAGGAGCAAAGAAAUCGUACUCAAGCGGUAGCAACAAUCUAAGCACGCUGUACGACGAACGAAAGUUUCAGGAGAGUUCAAUGCUGGAGGAAGUUUCCGUACGCUUCGGAGGGGUAAAGUUUGAGGACGAAAUCACCACAAGCUCCGGCUACGAAACCAAGUGCGACGAUGGCAAAUCGACCCUAGGGAAACGUCCUCCAGUGUCGGCGGCAUCUCCAUCACCCGUUUGUGACGUGAGUGAAUCGAACAAGAUCAUUGAGGACUACAAGAAGGAGAUUGAGGAUCUUAACCGGCGGCACGAUAUGGAGCUGCGGAUGGCUGUGGGACGAAGCGCGGUGGACGACGCAUCGGUCGGGUCGAAACCGUACGAUCCGAAAUGUUUCACUCCAUCGGAUACGCCGGAAGACCUAUUUGCGAACUCCACGUCGACCAAGGCACUAGAGAGCACUACCGAGGAUACGGACAUUGAGCUCGAUCGUCCGAUCAGACCUGGGGCGAUGCUGGAGAAGAAUGUGAUCAACGAGUACUACGAGUGCAUCAACGAAAUCAUUACGGAGCAGUCACCAUCAAAGCGCUCCCAGAAUCGGCCAUUACCCACACUGGGCAGAGACAGGACCGGUUGCCACGAUGGCAAAGAGGAUCCCAUUCAGCACAACCUGAACAACGAAUGCACCAAAAGUGGACCGAAAGAGAAACAGUUUGCUAGCUCGUCGGGUGGCAUGUCGCCGGGCAAGGUAAAAUCGCUCGGUAGCAGCACGGACUCCAAGAACCGGCUAGACUCCAGCACAAAUCCGGUCAUCAAGAACUACUUCAAGGUGAAGGAGCAGAACAUUGUCUCGGCGAGUGCGAGUAGCCUGGCGAGUGGCAGCGGUAGUAGCAGCACCACCGGGAGUAAAUCUGGCCACUCGAAAAACACACUCUUGUCGAAAAGUAAAAACGGAAAAGAGAAGCCAAAAUCUGCGGACACGCAUAAAUCUAUCCUACGUAAUGCGAAAAAACAGAAUAACAGCGCCGGUGGAGGUGGAUCAAACGGGAGUCCCGGUUCCGGGGGGAAGUUCUCAUCCGGUCUAUGUCGGGAGGAAAGCAACAUAUCCGAGUUCCACAUGGAUAAAGUCGUCAGUUGGAUGUCGUGUAAUGAAGACACGUUUCCGGUAUGCACGGAAGCGCCAGCUAUGGAGCACGAAGGGAGCGAAGAACAGCAGCGAAAGUGCGGUGCCACGACGUCAACAACUCUUUCACCCAGGGAUGUAACCGACUCGACGGAUCGACCACCAACAUACGCAUCAAGUUACGAGGAACCGACUUGCCAGCGAAUAGAACAGCGUGAGGAAGCUUUAGGUAGUAUACAGUCGAACUACGAUGACGAUUCCGUUCCCAGUGGAAGUGCCAAACAGAAGUCUGAUUUUCAAGCGCUGAAGAAUGAAGUGGAGUACCGGUUGAGCAACAUUCUGGACUGCACGGACUCCCAGGUCAGCUCUGGCUGUGAAGGCGAUCCAUCCUCCGAUCAUCCAACGCAACCGGCAAAGGGCAAGGUAAAGGAUCUCUUCUCGUACCUGGACCAGGUGGAACUCAAGUGUGAAAAGUCAGCCUACAAAGGGGCUACCAGCUCCUCGGGCGGUGUGCUGCCGUCGGAAUCGGAUCGUUCCGAGUUGGAGUUUGCAGCCGAACCGGACUAUAUGGAAGCCGUACCGAAGAUGACGGAUCUUUUAGAAUUACCGCAGCAUCAAUUGGCCCGGCGAGUAAUAAAACUAUCCCUUCGGGCGAACGAGCUCAGCAAUGCCAUGCAGCUGUCAAAGGAUCACAUCGCAACCGUGAAGGCGGACAAGGUGAAGGCGAUACGCACGGAAAAAUGUGCCCUCCUGGGCAAGCUGAAGGAACAGAAGAAGCACUACGAGGACAUCAUCGGUCGUCACCAGGAGUUCAUCGAUCAGCUGAUCAAAGACAAGUCGGGCCUGUGCGAUAAGGUAACACAGCUGACCCGCAGGUUGGACUCACAAAAUCAGAGCUGGGAGCACCGGCUGAAGACGGAACUGGAGCGGGCACGCGAUACUGCCCUGGCGGCGGAGAAGAUCCGUCGCGAAAAGUGGGUCCGGGAAAAUACGAAAAAGAUCAAGGAACUCACCGUAAAAGGGCUUGAGUUGGAGAUCAACAAGAUGACGGCCGCACACCAGAAGGAGAUCGGUGAACUAAAGCGCCAGCACAAGGACGAGAUGGUGUGUGCUUUGGGUGAGCUGAAACUGCAGUACGAGCAGAAGGAGGCCGACGUCCGGCAGGGUUUGACGAAGGAGCGCGAAACUACGCUGGAGCGGGAACGUCAGGCACUGCUGGAGCGAUUCGAUCGACAAGUGAGCGAAGAGCGCAGCAUAUUCGAGCAACAACGGCAGCAUUUGCUAAGCGAGUUCGAUCUGGAAAAGGAACGUCUACAGAAGGAAGCGGCCCGGAAGGCGCAAUACGCCGAAUCACAGCUCGAGGAUCUUAAACGGGAGAACGCGAAAAACCUGGAGUUCGCACAGAAGGAGUACGUGCAGAUGUUGAAACAACGUGAAGCGAAACACCAGGAAGAGCUGACCAAACUGCAGAAGCAGUUCGAGUCCGACUUUGCCAUCUGGAAGCGGGAACACGAACGAAAAUCGAAGGUGGAACUUGAGGAGCGAGAGAACGAGAUCCGCGCACAGUGUCGCACGGAGCGUGAUCAACAGAUCGAUCGUAUCGUGGCGAAGGUGGAUGCCGAGACGCAAAAGUAUCAGCAAGAUUUCGAUGCCAAAAUGAGCCGACUGAAGGAGAAGCACGACGUCGAGCAGAAGGAAGCGGAAGCGGCCGAGGCACUGAUGAAGCAGAAGUAUCAGGACUCACGUGUCAAGCAAGCGGAAGCAGAAGCAACGAUACAGAACAUGAAGGCGACAGCCAAGCAAACGGAACUCCAGCUAAGUCAUGCGAAGAAACUUUGCGACGAUCUGCUGCGCGAGAAGGAAACGAUGCGCGAGGAGGCCCGCAGGGAAGUGCAGAAGGAUAUGGCCAACAUGCAGCGGGAGCGGGAGCGUGAAAUUGAACGAAUUUAUUGUCGAGUUCAACAAGCUAUUGAUAAGAAGGACGCCACAAUUACGACGCUGCAGAAAGAGAUUGCCGGUUUGAAGGAACGCUGCUUGAAGCAGGAUGCCGUUAUUCGCCAACAACGGAUAGACUAUUGCAUCAAGUAG